UUUUCCCAAAACCUGUCCGUUCGUGCUGGCGUUCAGUCGUUUCGUGCAAGAGUUGUCCCAGUUUUUUUUUCGUGAAAAGUUUUGUGAGAAUAUUGAGGAAACGGGAACCUGCCAUGGCCUAUUCCGACACGGACGAAUCGUCCGUCGGAAUUAGCUCCCGGUCGGGCAGCUGGCAGAUCGAUUCCGGCUCGUCGGAUUACGAGGGGGGCGUAGCGCCCAAGGUUCCGGCUGUCGUUGGGGAGCGUAGGCGUAACCCCCGCCGGAGGGCAGCAAAGGAGGCCGGCAGCUUUCGUGCACCUUCCGAGCUGCGCUCGGAUGAUUCGCUGAAGGUUGGGAAGAAAAAGAAGAAGAAGGGCGUAGCGCCAGUUCCGAAGGUCAUUCUGCCAGCCGUGGAGCGAAAGCGCAACACUCGCAAGAAGCCACAGGUUGCUGCGAUUGAGCGAUCUAGUGAGGUCAGUGGGGAGGAAGAGGAGGAGGAGGAGGGUGAAGAUUCGGUUGCCCAGAUGCGGGCCAUGUUGCGACUUCCGACGGUGCUGAUCCAGGUGCGCAAGUACGGUAUGGAUAUCGUGGACAUUUGCGACCAGAUGGAAAACUUGUUGCUUGAUGAGGGAAAUAACGACGAGAUGAGUCGGCUUAAGCAGAGACUCAACAAGUUGAGCGAGAAGUGCUACCAAAAGGUGCGAGCUGAGUUUGACUGCGAAAAUUUUAAGGAACCCAAGCCGAGACUGUCCCGUCGAGACAAACACAAGCCAAAACCGGUCAUCGAGUCGGACGAUGACUCCCCGAUGCGUCUCCGGCGUAUGGCUCGAUCCGACAGUGUUGAUUACACGUCGCCGGACAGAACUGGCGAUUCGACGCAGCAACAGCCGGACGACUCACACCAUCCGGAUGAAUCUGCCAAAGACAGUGGCAAUCCGUCCUCUGGUCAGGAUGAAUCGCCGACGAAGAAUGACACGGACGUUGAACCCGAAGCCCCGUCUGUUGACGAGCCCGAAGACAUGGAGCCGAUUCGUGACUGCCCACCGGAAAACAGCUACGAAACUGGCAUCAUGGACAUUACGGACGGCGAUCCGGAUUGCAAUCUGUUCUUCGACACGGAGCUGAUGGCCGAAGUUUGUCCACCGCCAACCGACAGUAUGAUCAACGAGACACCUUCAAUAAAUGAUGACAUUUUCCGCGGACUGCAAAAUGAUCACGACGCGUACACGACACCGAUUCACCGGGAGAUUGUACCGCCUGCGGAACCGGCUCGACCGGCGUCACCCAAAAAGCGGGUUACCCAGGAGUGCAACACCACGGACACGCCAACCACCAGCAUCGGUUCGCGAUCUUCGGUCGAUUCUCAUCGUAGACGGGUUCUCCCGGCGACCGAGACUCCGGUGGUUCAGCAAUCGCUCGAGCGGUACUUUACCAAGAAACCUGUUGAGCCAGUUGAGCAACCUUCCUUGGCAGGCAACGUAGACGCGGAUGAUGAAGUCCUGUUUGUCAGUGCCACGGCAGGACGUCGUCAGAAAGCUGGUGACGUUCAGAUCAAAUCGGAACCAGAGCCAAAGCCGGACAUCUUUGUAACUCCUGAAUAUGUACCCAAGCCGGUUACGGUUGUAAGUACACAAUAUCAACCCAAGUAUGUCGCCACACCAACCGGCCAAUAUGAACCCGAGCCGGUCGUCCCAGAAUAUGUGCCCGAGCCGGUCGUUGUUGUAACGUCACGUGCACAGUAUCGUCCCAAGUCGGUCGCCAUUCCAACUCCCGAAUAUGAACCCGAACCUGGACCGUCAAAAGCUCCAGCGAAGCAGUGGAUGGUGCAAAAACUGGAGGCCAAGGGACCCAAGUUUAUCACCAACUCCGAUCCCAACCCAAACCGCGAACCUACGGUUGAAGAGCUCCAGUACAUCGUGCCACAUCAGCCCAAGUUCAGCGUGCCGCCGGCGCCUACAGGAGAAAAUCCCGACCUGGAGCUAAUGAAGAACGAAAUCGAUUGUCGUACGCGCAUCCCAGAUCUCUCCUGGAUCGCCCAGAAAGCCAUCCGUGAGGAGAGUCAACGCGCCAAGCGGGUCGAGCGGAACAACGAAAAGCUGCAACAGCAGCUGCAGCAUUACCAGACCACAAUGCCGGAGAAUCAGCUGAUUCUGGAUUACGACAACGACAGCAAGACCUUCAUCCGGGUGCACCCGGAACUGGUGAAGACAAUGAAACCCCACCAGCGCGAGGGCGUCAAGUUCAUGUACGACUGCUGUUACGGCGGGGUUUCGGACGUCAAAAACUCCAACGGAUCCGGCUGCAUUCUGGCGCACUGCAUGGGCCUCGGCAAGACGCUGCAGGUGAUUGCCCUUAUGAACACGGUCGUGUGCUACCCGAAGAUGAAAACCAAGCGAAUCAUCGUGAUCUGUCCGAAGAGCACCGUCAUGAAUUGGGCCCAGGAGAUUCAGCACUGGCUGGGCGACAUCCAGAGUGGGGUGAAGCUGAAGGUGUUCUACCUGCCGGAUAGCUCCAACAUCAUAAAGAAGUUGGAGGUUCUCCGCGGCUUCCACUCCAUAUCUGGUCGCAUGGCCAGCGUGCUGCUGAUCGGCUAUGAAGCGUUCCGUUCGUUGGUGUUCUACGACGCCAGCAACCGUAAGGGCGAGAAACAUUCCGAGGGUGUACGCGCUGAGGUCCGGCGCGUCCUCAUCAAUCCGGGAGCCGAUCUCGUGAUUCUGGACGAGGGUCACAUCAUCAAGAACCGCAAGUCGCAGACGAACCUGUCGGUGGCGGAGAUUGCCACCAAGCGUCGCAUCAUCCUGACGGGAACUCCCAUCCAGAACAACCUGAACGAGUACUACUGCAUGGUGAACUUCGUGAAGCCGGCCUACCUCGGAAGCGAGAAGGAGUUCAACGAACACUACGCGACUCCGAUCAAGCAGGGACAACACGCGGACUCUGCCGUGGCGGACGUCAAAUACAUGAAGUAUCGAUCGUACGUUCUGCACAAAAACCUGGUCAACUUUGUCCAGCGCAAAGAGUUUGAUGUGCUGCGCGGCUUUCUACCCGAGAAGUACGAGUACGUGUUGUACGUACCGCUCACCCCAGUUCAAGAAGAUCUGUACGAGCAGUACCUGAAGCGGAAUCCGCUGCGGCAGGAAACGGGAGGCGCACAUUUGCUGGAGGAUUACACCUUCAUGCGCAAGAUUUGGACGCACCCGAUCGUGCUCGAGCGGGCUUGGGAAACGGCAAUGAAGAAAAAGUACGGAGUUCAAGAGCGUCGCCGGGCAACUCGUCGAGCGCACGGCUUCGACAGCAGCUCGGAUGAUGACGAUGACGACGACAAAGACCGAACUCGCGCCAUCACAAACAUCUGGUGGAAGCAGAUCAUCAGCGCCGACGAUCUGGAAUCGCUCUUCCCGAGCAACAAGAUGAUUCUGCUGUUUGAAAUCCUGCGGCUGUGCCAGGAACGCGGCGAAAAGUGUCUGAUCUUCUCCGGCUACGUAAUGGUGCUGAACAUGGUCGAGCACUUUAUGAAGAUGAUCGACGAGCAGGGCACGAAUCCGAAGGCGGCCCUGUACGGGUUCAACAAGUUCCGCGGCCCGUGGCGUCCGGGCAUGGACUUUUACCGCAUCGACGGCGGAACGUCCAAGUCAACGCGGCACGAAAUGAUCACCAAGUUCAACGAUCCGAAGAACCUCGUGACGCGCGUCUUUCUCAUUUCGACCAAGGCCGGCGGCCAGGGCAUUAACCUGGUGGGAGCGAAUCGGGUCAUCAUCCUGGAUACUUCGUGGAACCCGGCCGUAGAUCAGCAGGGCAUCUUCCGAAUCUACCGACUGGGACAGAAGAAACCGUGCUACAUCUACCGACUGUUGGCGAUGCACACCAUGGAGGAGAAGGUGUACUCGCGGGCCGUUACGAAACAAGCGAUGAGUCACCGGGUGGCGGACAAGAAGCAGGUCGACCGCAACUACAGCAUGGCCGACCUUGAGGAGUUGUACCAUUUUGAGCGCGUCGACAUGGCGGCCCGGCCGAACGCCGCCCCCGCCGAGGACGAGCUGCUGUCCAAUUUGCUGUGGAGCAAGCACAAGCUCAUCUUCAGAUACCACACGCACGAGACGAUGCUGGACAACAAAACGGAACAGGAUCUGACCGAGGCGGAAAAGAAGGUCGCCUGGGCCCAGUUCAAGUCGAAGCAUCACACGACGGAUGGCGUCGCGGGACUUGGGCUGGGCAUUCUGGGUGGUGGACUGGGUCCAACCGACUCGCAGCUGUCCGACCCGGACUUGGACUCGCAGGUGUUGACCGAGCUGGACCUGGCAUGCGCUCCAAACUACGACGACAACGACGUCAAGCCGGAACAGCAGGCACCGCUACCGCCGUUGGCUCUGCCGGUGAGACAAAUGGCUCCGCCGACGCCAAACAACAAAGCGACCAUUUUUGGCGAUGAUCCUUACAACACGAGCUACGGCGGUGGGUUGAGCAUCAUCGAGGAGCAGAGGCAACGGUUGAGUUUGAAGCCCGAACUGGGGGUGAAGCGCACGGCCUCUCAAGUUACGGUCAGUGCCGCCGAGGUGGAACUGUUGCGCGAGCUUGAAGAAUGCGCUGUCCCGCAAAAAGUUAAGGGAGAGGAUGAUCAUUACGAGCCACCAGCCAAAAAGAAGGUUGCCGCGCGGGAUGUACCAGUGAUGGACACGAUCGACCUGUUGAACUUGUCCUACGAGGGCGACUCGGAGGAACCGCUUGAGGAGAGUCGCGAAGAGCAGUCGACAGAGCUGGAGGUGUCGAUUCCACCGUCGGUUCCAGUUUUGAAGAGUGACAGCGGUUUGUCCAUGAUCGAGUAUGAUCCGGUGGGAAGCACGCAGGAGUUGGCGAGCUACGCUGAAACCACCACGACCACAAUGAACUCCACCUCGGGCACGGCCGACCAGAUCGUUCCACCGCCGCCGGUCAGCUACGAAAAGUUCAAGGCCAGCCUGGUCGAGGAUCCGUCCGUGACGACGAGCACAACGACGGCGUCACCAUCCGCGGUCGUCGUGGUGGCCACUUGCAGUUCUCCCGCGGCCGUGCCCGCUCCCCGCGUGAUUAUGACGCGCAGUAUGAAACGAGCGGCCGUGCCGUUGAAAGCGGGAGAUGUUCCCGCGAUCAAGGCUGCGAAGAAGGUGGGUGUCGCAAGAUCAAAUAAUGAAAAAGCUCUCUCUCUCUCUUUCUGCUCUUGUCGAAUAGUUGUUUAUUUAUUGCUCUUUUUUGUAAAUAGUUGUUCGCUUAGAAUUAGUUUUUCUUUUGUUUUCUCGGAAGUUGUGCAGAUUAACGGCGUCUGCUUACUCUCUCUGCAGAUUCGUGGCAUCGACGAUGGUGGAAGCGUGUCGAGUGUCAGCUGUGAAGAAAAUCGAUGUCGAGCGCUGGUUCCCUUCACCGGUCCUCGCUUCGCGAUGAAUCCCGCGUUGAAGGCCUUGCUGGCGUGUGCCCUUACCCGUGCUGACCUAGACAAUCCGUGCCGAGCGCUGGUUCCGUACGUACCGAGGGUGUCCCUGUUGGAGGUCAUCCUCGCCGCUGCCGUCUCGGAGCAACUUUCCUCCACGGAAAGCGAUUCCGAAGACGAUAGUAGCAGCAGCAGCGAAACUGCGAGCACCUCGGACUCGUACCCGAUGGGACUGCUAACUCAGACGUCGACGCUGUCCUGGACGGCGGCCGACCUGGCCUCGCUGGAUGAGCACAUUAGCGAGUACUACUCGGCGCUGUCGGAUCUGGAAGACGAAAUGGACUUUACCCAGCACACGCUGACCGAUUCCCAGCGCGCGGCCGACCAGCAGGCUCGCGACGAAAAAGAGCACGCCGAACUGAUGGAGAGUUUGCACGAGACGCGACAGGUCGUGACCGUGGACAUUCUGCAAGAGCGCUGCCGUGCCGUUGUUCCGUACAAUCCACCGGUUUCGCUGUGGACAGCCGAAGAGGGACAGGAGGAACACGAACCGAAAGCCGUCGUGUUUCACGCCAGCUUGACCGAAGCGCUGACCAACAGCAACAGCUGCGCUCGCGGCUUGAAGCGAAAGCGCGAGAAGGAGCUUCCAGUUUCUGUAGAUAAUGUUGUUUGGAAGAAGCCUCGAACGAGCAAGGUCUAUCGCGCCAAACGGCGAUCCAUCGCCGCAGCGGUCAUCCCGAUUCCGACCGCAAUCGAAUUUCCUGUCGCAGAACCUGAACCUGUAACUGCCAACACAACGCUUUCCUGGGGAGACGAGGAGGUGGACUUUGUGGAUUGGAACAUCUCCUGCGGAGAAAUCGAAGAACGUGAAAAAGAGCGUCGACUGGCGGAGCCAGCAGAACCUUCCGCGCUCCUUCCGUACCAACCUGCGCCAUCGAAGAAGGUGCAGCAGCCACGCCUGGUCGUCAUGUACGGUCCAAUCCGAUCGUUUUGGGAUCCAAAACUGCUCUCGAGCCCGCUGCUCCCGCUCGUGAACGAACGCAAGGGUCAAAUCUUGAAGGCUCAACACAACAAGCUGUUCCGAUUCACCCCCUACGACAAGCGCGAUCGCAAGUGGCGCAAAGUCGAGCAGGUCGUCACCGUCGAGGAAGAAAACACCUGCCGCUCGGUGGUGCUCUACACUGGAAGCUGCCCUCAAUUGCCGCAAGAAGUUACGGUUCGCUACCUGCUGCACCCGCUUCUUGUGGGCUAUCUGUCCUUUUGCCGUUACGCGACGCAGCAUUCGACGAUGCGUGAGACGAUCAACCGAGGAACGAAGCGAAAGGUCGACUGGCAGAGUGGAGGCGGCAGCAGCAUGAAACGGUCACGCGCGGUCAACAGUGCGCCGUAAUUUUCGCACAUCGAAUGCGAAACUGGAUUUCGUUUCCGAGACUUGAGAAAGAAAAACUUGUUUUGUUUUUGUUUAGUGCUUAGUGCAUUAAUAUUUUUUUUCGUUUUUAUUAUUAACCUCUUGAUGUAACGUGGUAACAGUAAUACUAACAUCUACCAUCUUGAUUUAUCUCAUCACUAAAUGCUAUUCUUUGUUUUAUACUGUUCGACAAGUAGUUGAAGAAAAUGUAGCGUGUGUUUGUUAAAUAAAAGCCGUUUUUUUCUCGA
Culex quinquefasciatus (southern house mosquito) is the source of this 7036-nucleotide messenger RNA. RefSeq lists its product as uncharacterized. The record is from RefSeq and is a predicted model, not a curated record. Bases 114 to 6770 code for a protein of 2218 amino acids. The transcript is spliced from 7 exons. NCBI's taxonomy places the organism in Eukaryota, Metazoa, Arthropoda, Insecta, Diptera, Culicidae. Gene Ontology annotation, cellular component: nucleus. Gene Ontology annotation, molecular function: ATP binding; ATP hydrolysis activity; ATP-dependent chromatin remodeler activity.